GUACAACUCUCUCAUGGCGGCGAAAUCACAAUCCCCUGACACGUCUCUGCUUCUCACUUCCUCCUUUUCUUCUCCUUCUCUACACCUGCUUGACUAAACCACGACUCUUCUUCUUCUUCUUUCCCUCCUCAAAGCAGCUAUGACGACUCCUUGCCGGACCAUAAACGCAAAUGCUAUCGCCGCGCCUUCGCCUUCGAGAAUAAUCUUCCACGGUUAUCGCGAUUUCGUCCCGAUAGAUAAGAGGCUCGUCAAAUCAAGCUCUUGUGGCUUCAAAUUCCCGAAGAAGAUGACCACGACGAGCUCAGCUUGGAAUUUUAGGCCUCCCGGGAGAUUUCUCUCUACGCGCGUGGGGUCUGCGUCUGCGUCUGUCACAUCGAAUUCCACGAAUAGAUUGGAAGCUUUGGAAGAGGGGAUUGAGAAGAUCAUUUAUAGUUGUCGAUUCAUGGCGUUUCUUGGAACACUAGGAUCUCUGUUCGGAUCGGUUCUAUGUUUCGUCAAGGGAUGUAUGUAUGUCGCAGACUCGUUUGUGCAGUAUUCAGUAAAUCGUGGGAAGGUGAUAUUACUUCUGGUAGAGGCCAUAGAUAUAUAUCUUCUAGGAACUGUGAUGUUGGUCUUUGGAAUGGGACUUUACGAGCUGUUCAUUAGCAAUCUCAACACUUCAGAAUCGAUUUCGCACGAUAAUGCUUCCAAUAGAUCGAGUCUCUUUGGCAUGUUCCCCUUAAAGGAGCGACCUCAAUGGUUGGAGGUGAAAUCAGUUAGCCAGCUGAAAACGAAGUUGGGACAUGUGAUAGUGAUGCUGUUGUUGAUUGGUUUGUUCGACAAGAGCAGGAAAGUUGCCAUAACUUCUGUCACGGAUUUGCUAUGUAUCUCUGUUUCUAUCUUUCUUUCUUCGGCUUGUCUCUACUUGCUCUCUAGGCUCAAUGGCUCACACUGAGUUAAAUGGUGUUGCCCCAAAACAAAGGAAACUUUGUAUGAUGUAUUGAUGUGUAUGUGUAUAAGGUUCACGCAAAGUUUCACUCUUUUGUUCGUGUGUACUUUUUGCAAAACAGAAAAUUCUCAAUUAGUUAA
This is a messenger RNA of Eutrema salsugineum, 1068 nucleotides long. RefSeq lists its product as uncharacterized. The record is from RefSeq and is a predicted model, not a curated record. The coding region runs from base 140 to 934 and encodes 264 amino acids. The transcript has 5 exons. NCBI's taxonomy places the organism in Eukaryota, Viridiplantae, Streptophyta, Magnoliopsida, Brassicales, Brassicaceae.